AUCGUGCCUCGUUGUUUGUCAUGUUGUUGUCAAAGAAUCCAAAGCCACACGAAGCGAGAUUGAAGGGAAAUGGUCCGCGCAGAGGCAGUUGGAGGCGAGAGUCUGGAACGAAGCAAAGAAAUCGAGAAGUGACCAAUCUUCUCUCCAUGGCGGACACAUGAUCGGAAAAUGAGAUGAAAGCACACCAAAGGCCGGCGCUAUCGGUAUGCCAAUAUAUCAAUCCCCUCAAGACCAUGCCCUACUUACGCCAUAUACCGACAAGCUCGUUCUCAGCGGCUUCACCUCAUCGCCGACAAUCACCUUUUCCAGGCGCACUCUCCCGCAGGCGCUCCUAGGCCACCUCGCCCCCAGCAACAUCACCAUGCCCUCUCAAUGUAUUCAUCGGCUACCCGUAGUCUCAAUGCAAACACAAGGCAAUGCCGUCCAAAGAUCAAGGUCCGCGUCGAGGAAUCGCGUCGAGCUGCUGAGCCGCCAGCUGUCGUCUUCACAAUCCGCGAGCGUAAGAAUCAAAGGGCCCCAUGGAUGAUGCCAGUUGAGGAACCUCACAAGCAAGAGGCAGAGGUUCUUGGUCAACAUCAUUGGACUGGGAUAUGCUAGCAUAUGCGAGCAUUAUCAGCUCUCCAACAUCACUCUCGCCUGCGAUACGUAACGUCCAAACCGUCUUUCACCCCGUCGCCUACAUUUCCCGACACCUGGACAUCAACCAGGAUGCGAUCGAAGCUUGUCUUAAGAAGACGGUCGAGCCGCUCGAUGCGUCAGCUUGGGAUGGGAAUUGACGGGCAGCAGGCUUUCUGUCAUCCCGGCGACUCUAAUUUGGCUCGGAAUAAUCGGAGUGACAUCGUACUUUGCCAUUAGUUGUCUUCUGUGUAUUGCCUUUCAAACUGCUAAUGAGAUUUCGAGCUUCCUCUCCAUCAUCAGCGACACGCCUCAAUAAGCUCUCAAUCCGUACCUCGUCGAGCCCGCUGCAGGGAGUUGACAUAUACAGUGUAUUCUACAUGACCGAAUGGGUACUGUUGU
Molecule: messenger RNA, 1017 nt
Organism: Cryptococcus amylolentus CBS 6039
Lineage: Eukaryota; Fungi; Basidiomycota; Tremellomycetes; Tremellales; Cryptococcaceae
Exons: 4
Coding region: 206-526 (106 amino acids)
Source: RefSeq, a predicted model, not a curated record